This is a messenger RNA of Chanos chanos (milkfish), 6558 nucleotides long. RefSeq names its product complement component 4 (gene c4). Gene Ontology annotation, molecular function: protein binding; endopeptidase inhibitor activity. The coding region runs from base 1641 to 6158 and encodes 1505 amino acids. The record is from RefSeq and is a predicted model, not a curated record. The transcript is spliced from 40 exons. Gene Ontology annotation, cellular component: extracellular region. Lineage: Eukaryota; Metazoa; Chordata; Actinopteri; Gonorynchiformes; Chanidae. Gene Ontology annotation, biological process: complement activation.
UGAACACUGAACAGCCAAGGCAAAUGUGGCUUUGACAUGGAGUAAAGAAUGAAGGCCUGUCAUUUUCAAGCACAUUUGUCUUGCAGCUCUGCAUACUUGGUUUGUGUGAAUUCCCCAAACACACAUUGCACACCAGGACCCAUCCUAGGUCCAGCUUGAGAGUGAAUGGGGAAUCUUGGGGCCCGUUUAUCUGACGUCUCUCCUUAUGGGUCCUCAGGAUGUCACAGCCCAGCAGCAUUUGGGUCCAGUUCUGGGAUCUCAGAGGCCAUAGAAUUCAGGCUCUAUCUUGAAGCCAUCAGCUGUCCUCCCAUAAGUUUCGGUAACACCGGCAGAAGUUUUCACGACCUUUGGUUUACCCUUUGGAUACACUUGGACCAAGCAUAUUUUUGAGCAUGAUCUGGCUGGAAGACCUUCGGCACAGAUUUCAGUGCAUGCACUAUUUACUGAGGGUGCUGAGGAUGUGGGGUCUUCCUCCCCGCCAUGCUCUGAAGAGGGGCUGGGGCCCUUUGAAGCCCAGGGCGGGCGGACCUGGGUGGAGAGCAGCACUGUGGUCUUUGCUGUCACAUUCUGUGCAGUUUACUGGAGUUUUGCAAUUGCGUGCAAGGUGAGAGGAGGAUGCACAGCACCGGAAGCAAAUGCCAUGGUCCUUCAGGUAAGUUUUGCGCUCCUCUAACAUUUUCAUCCUGAAGCCACAACACUUCCUCAAUGUAUGAGGUUUACUGUGGAUUGGGCAGUUUUUACUAAGAUCAUCCUCGCUGAUGGUUGAAUCUGUGCUGGGGGAGGCCUUGGGGGUUACCUCCAUUUUGUGGAGAGAGAUGGGCAUUCUCUGAUGGCUGUGUUUGGAUGUGGGUUUCGCACCCUUUGGAUUCUUGUUGCUGGGAAUGGCAAGGCUUGGGUCGUUUCUGGCCUUUGCCUCAUAACAGAUGAAACUAGUGAAAUACCAGAAUGGAGGGAAGGAAGCAUUGUUUUCUUCUUUGUAUUUCAUUCAACGAGAGAUCCACUUUUCACCGCCAGAGGUUGAUACCAGAGGUCCAGACAUGCUAGGCCGGGUAAGUAGCCAUCCUCUUUCACAGCCUGGAAUUCCAUUAGGAGAUCUCCCAGUUCUCUUAACCUGGCAGAGUCUUUAUUAAGGAUUUUGGUGAAGCUUUCUAGUUUUUUUAAAAAGAGCGUUCUCAAUAAUCUCAGGGGCACCAUAACACUCAACUAACCUUUUCCAGGCCAUGUCUAGUGUUGCACUGGGGUCACUAACAUGAACCAACCGCAAUCUUUUUAUACGGUCUGAAGAUUCUUUGCCUAGCCACUUGGUGAGUAGGUUGAGCUCUUCACUAGCUUUAAGGUCCAACCCCUGAAUGGCACCAACAAAGGCUCACCUCCAUGCUCUAAAGGUCUCAGGCUGGUCAUCGAACUGCACAAGACUUGUAUUUACAAGUUCGCGGCAUGCCAGAUAUUUGGCAAAGUCCAGCAUACCUGGAGCUCCUGGAUGCUGAAGCGGUGUCGAAUGUAGACUCGCCUGGGGGUGCCUUCUCUGCCAAGAGUGAGACAAAUGAGGACUGGAUGCUUCUAGCUUUCUUCAACCUUGCUGUGUCGAAUCACGUGGCUGGGAUGAUUUAUCAGAGGAAGUACACCGUUUGCAAUCAGCUAUGAUGGGACCAUCAGCUGCAUGGGCUGGACUCUGGAAAAUAGUCGCCUCAUUUUUGAAGAGUCCUUUGUCUGCUUCUUCAGUGGAGUUUGAUGUCAGGGACUAUGUUCUUCCUUCCUUUGAAGUGAAAAUAGAGGCACCAAAACCUUACCUCACUUUGAGAGAGGAGUCUUUUUCUUUCACUGUCUCUGCAAGGUAUACUUAUGGAAAGGGCAUUAGUGGCAUAGCCUAUGUGCGGUUUGGACUGAAUAAUGAGGACGGAGACAGGCUGUAUCUCAUUGGAACUGAAAAACAGACAAAAAUUGAGAACGGCAUGGCAGAUGUCUCUGUCCUUACUGCUGAUCUGCAGAGAGCAGCAGAAAACCAGAAUGUCUCAGACAUAGUGGGAAAUUACCUUUACAUAGCUGUGACUGCACUGGAGAAAGCAAGUGGCCAGUUAGAGGACACAGAGAGCACAUUUGUGAAGAUCGUGGACUCUCCUUAUGUCAUUGACUUGUCAAAGACCAAACAGUACUUCUCACCCCAGAGCUUGUUCUCCAUCCUGGCGUCCGUGUCCUACCCUGACGGCACCCCUGUCCCUAACCUUAGAAUGAGAGCCAACAUCACAGUGAAGCCGGUUGAAGAGACUUGGACCUUGAAGGGUUUUGGAAACACUCUGGGGGAAGUGAUGCUCUCCUUUCAAGUCCCAGCAUUGGCCAGGUCUAUGGACAUACAGGUGUUUGCAGAAGGUGAUGACAAUAAAGCUGUCUUUGGUGAUGUCAAAAUGAGCGCCAACGCAGUCCGGGCAACGCACAAAACUUACCUCACUAUUGAACUAGACCGUCACUUCCUGGCUCCAGACCAAUCCCUGACUAUUACAUUCAGAGACAUCACUCCACAAGGCACUGCCAGACCCACUCACAUCUAUUACAUGAUUCUGAAUAAAGGCAGAGUACUGCAUCUUCAAAGAGUCCAGAGAACUGAGGUGACCUCUGUCAGUGUGGACUUCAGCGUUGACCUGGUUCCCUCCUUCCGCAUUGUGGCCUAUUUCUUCACCAUUCAGCCAGAGGGCACCACAGUGGUGUCAGAUUCUGUAUUGGUGGAUGUAAAGGACGUCUGCGACGGGCAGAUCGAGAUUGCUCCGUUCAGCAUGCAUAAACCUGCACAGUCAGUGGAUGUGGUGGUUAAAACAGACAUGGUCAGUAAAGUCGCGCUCGCGGCGGUGGACACAGCCGUUUAUAUCCUCAACAAACAACACAAACUGACCCCUCACAAGAUGUUUGCAUACAUGAACUCGUAUGACCUGGGCUGCUCUGUCGGUGGAGGAAAAGACCACAAGUCCGUUCUACAAGACGCUGGGUUGACGUUCAUAUGCAACUGUAACAUGAAGAAUGACGGUCCUUACAGUAAUCAUAAAUGUAACAGUAAACAGAAACGACAGAAGCGAUCACUGGACAAAGCCUUUUCUAAAAUCGUGAACAGAUAUAAACAUCCAGAAAGAAAGUGCUGCGGAGAUGCGAUCAAACCGGACAGACUGAAACGGUCGUGUGAGGAGCGUGUGAAGAAGACUACACAAGCAUCAAAAACCUGCAGAGAUGUAUUCUACAAAUGCUGCAAGGAUGCCGAAGUGGCCCGCAGGGAAAAUUAUCUAAACAGGAUAAAAAACACGUAUGGAAGAGCUUUAAGCAACGAGGUUGAGAACGCUCUGGAGGAAGGCAACCUUCACAUACGAAGUUUCUUCCCUCAGUCCUGGUUGUGGUUGAUCUUAGACACAGAUGAGUCUGGUCUCCUCAAGCACUCAGUGAUUACCCCUGAUUCCAUAACAACCUGGGAGAUUCAAGCUGUCCGCAUGUCUCCCACAAAAGGGUUUUGUGUAGCUGAGCCAAAGCCAUUGAAGGUAGAACAAGACUUUUUUGUGUCGGUGAAACUACCAUACUCUGUGAAGAGAAAUGAGCAGCUGGAGGUCAAAGCUGUUGUUUAUAAUUACCUCAAAGAAACUCUAGAGGUCUUGGUAAAGAUGGAGAAGGUGGAGGGAUUAUGCACAGCUGGAGAAGACGGGGUGGAGCAGAACGUCACGGUUCAGGGGAGCUCAGCUGUGGCUGUGUACUUCUCUGUGGUUCCUCUCAUCACAGGAAACAUCCCCAUCACUGUGUUGGCCUACUCCUCCACCAUCAGGGACAAAAUACAAAAACAACUCAAAGUCGUGGGUGAGGGUGAGCUGAUUUCGCUACACAGUGAAUACAGUCUAAAUGCAAAUGGUGACAAUUUUCUGGAAGUUAAAAUUGAGAGUCCCCCUGACACAAUCCCUGGGGAAGAAAUAACUUCUAUCAGUAUCAAAGGGGGGAUCAUGGGGGAGUCUGUGGAAAACAGUCUGAAUCUGGAGGGUGUAGAUAAACUGAUCGCACUGCCCACGGGCUGUGCAGAGCAGGCCAUGGUGAAGAUGUCCCCGGCCAUCCAUUCCAUCCGAUACCUGGACACCGCUGGGCUUUGGCCAUCCUUAAAGGCAGGACGCAGGAACGAGGCAAUAUCACUCAUCCAAGACGGUUAUCACAGAGUCCUCUCAUACAAGAAAGUUGACGGUUCUUAUGGGGCAUUCCUGUCUACCCCUAGCAGUGUUUGGCUUACUGCUUUCAUUGCCAAGGAGUUAGCACAGUCAAAAGAGCUUAUCUCUGUGGAGGAUUCAUACAUUCAGGAGGCCAUGACCUAUGUGAUAUCCAAACAGACGGAAAGUGGCACAUUCACUGAUCCCAAUCCUGUUCUGGACAGGACCAUGAAGGGUGGAAUUGGAAACACGGAGGGGGAUGCAGCAAUGACCGCCUUCAUACUGAUAGCGAUGCAGCAUGCUUCAAAGGCCUACGACACAGAAACAGACCAACCUUUGAGGAAGGCAAUGGAGAAAGCAAGGUCAUACUUAGAGGAGGAGUUAGAUGACUUAAACAGUCCAUAUGAUUUGGCUAUCACAGCAUACGCCCUGUCUCUGACCAGUCCCACAAGCAAAGCCACCAUACAAGCCCUGGACAAACUGAUGGAAAUGGCUAUCUGUGAUGAAGUGAAGGAGACCUGUCACUGGGAUACAGGUAGGAGCGGAGACAGUUUGGAUGGCAGCCAGGCUAAUUCUGCAUCUGUGGAAACCACAGCAUAUGCCCUUCUCUACAUCAUUUCCCAGGGCAACAAUGACACGGCUACAAGCAUCGCCAAAUGGCUGACGGAGCAGCGCAAGUAUGGGGGUGGAUUCCGCUCCACACAGGACACAGUUGUAGCCCUGGAGGCCUUGGCCAAACUCAGCAUGCAGGACAAGGAGAUGGAGCAGCUGGACCUUACAGUACAGAUGAGGCUUCAGAACGGCCGCAAAGAAAAAGUCCAUCUGAACAAACACAAUGCCCUGACUCAACCGUCUAUUGAGAUAGAAAAUGGAGGCGGCAUGUCAGUCAGAGUAAAAGGAAGAGGAAGUGGAACAUUAUCGAUCAUGCACUCAUACAGAUCUCUGAAAAUGCCAGAGUCGUUCUGUGAUCAUUUUCAUCUUGAAGUCUCUCUGACAGGCGAGGUGCAGUAUAGUGCAGAGGAGUAUGAGCCUAUUCCUGCUGACUACUACAGUUAUGACAGUGAUGAAGAUCUACUCCAAAGAGAAGAGUCAGUGGACAAACUGGGGUGGUUUGACCUGCGAAUGCGCAGAAAGAGACAAGCCCCAGAGGAUCCAGAGAAGGAGACAUCCCUGGUCUAUAAAGUGUGUUUAGGGAAGAAGACCAGUGAACCCACUGGGAUGGUCAUAGUGGAUAUUUCACUGUUGAGUGGACUGAAACCAAACAUACAGGAUCUUGAGAAUAUUGCAAAAGGAACCGAGAAGUACAUUGACCAUUAUGAAAUCCACCAAAACAAAGUUUAUCUUUACUUCAAUAAGGUCACUGAGGGAAAAGACUGUCUUCUGUUUGGAGUUGAACAGAUUGUUCCCAUUGGGCUGGUACAGCCAGCCGCAGCUGUGAUCUAUGACUACUACAAUCCAGAGAGGAGAUGUGGUGUGUUUUAUAACGCACCUCAGAAAAAUGUCAUGCUCUCCAAACUGUGUGACGGGGCCGUGUGCAUAUGUGCAGAGGGUGAUUGCCCAAAGCUGCAAGAGACAUUCAAGAUCACAGAGCAAAGCGCUCGGAGUUCAUUUGCCUGCUACUCUGCCAGAGUAGAUUAUGUUUAUGUCGUUCAGAUCUUCAGCAUGACAGAAGAUGAUGUUUUCAUUCAUUACAACUCUACAGUUACCAAAGUCCUUCAGUUGGGUGGGGACGAUGAAAUCCAGAGGAAUGCAGUUCGUGAGAUGAUACAUCGCAAAGCCUGUGGGUUUAAAAUGAAGAGGGGAAGUCAGUAUUUGAUCAUGGGAACUGACGACCAGCUUACGCGCAAUACAAGAGAGGUUAGGUACAUACUGGACAGAAAAAUGUGGAUUGAGGAGAUCCCAGAGGAGGCGAAAUGUGCAGUGACCAGAAGGCACCUGUCCUGUAAGCUACUCCAGGACUUCAUGCAAAACCACCUGCUUAACAAGUGCUCUGUUUAGAGCAACUUCUUCCCAAAGAGUGAAAACCAAGCAGAACUGUAGGAGUGAGUAUGUAAUGGAAGACUCCAUUCAUUCGGUCAUGUAUGUGCCUUUAUUGUCAAUGUCUAUUGACUGAGACGUGUUUAAUAUUCUUACAUUCAGAACAGGUCAAAUCAGGGAACAGGCCAGAUAAUCAUGUUCUUAUUACAGUCUCUGUAUCCAGUGUCGGCUGACAAAGUACAUUAUGAGUAUCUUUACCUUGUUCUUUGCUGUACGAAAAAUCGGAAAACAUUUUGAAAUGUUUUAUACCACAUAUGUAUUAAAUACUAUGGCUUAACAUUGGCUUCCCUUUCAUAAUAACGAGAUUACUUCCUUUAUGAUUUUUUAAUCUACAUCAUUAAACAACAUAUUGGAUCAAGCA